GAAUGUGGGGUUUUUUUCAGCCAGAUUCAGCACUCGGGAGUCCCUGUUCCGCUGAAAAAACAGUAAAACAAGCACUCCGAUUAAGGGGGUGUUGUUUGACGUUAUUUGCACUUUUAAAUCUACAUAGGCUACCUCAACUAAGAAUGCACCAGUUGCAAGAGGACUUGCGAAUACCUAACCUGUGUUCGCAUCAGACUAGUUUACGUGUGGUUUUGAAAUGGGGCUACUGUAAUAUUUCUUUCUAGGCCUUAAAGUACUCAUACCUACUGAAUCGUCUUUAAAAUGGCAUUUAAUCAAGCUGGAGUUCUAUUUAAUUUGGUUUCAGUGUAUUACAAUUUUCUGAACUUUGUUAGGCAAUGUUCAGGGUUCAAAUUUAUAGGCCUAUGUUAUCGCUAAUAUUAAGCGGAACAUGUAAGUUUCUCUCCUCUUGAUUUUUUUCUGUCUAAACAGGAUAUAAUUGGCUAUCAUAAUAUUCUAAUUAUGUAGAUCAUCCCACCAAGGUCAGCAAUGCUACUGAGAUAGUGUUUCUCACUACUGAAAAUUUUCACUUCCUACUAAUUACACGAGUCCUAUAAAGAGUCAAGAGCUUUUUUAUUUUUACACCCCGCAUUUGGCAUUCCUUCAGUGAACUAGCUCUUCUGUGAAAACAGACUUGCACCGUAUCUGCAUCCUUUUUCCAGUGUUAACCAUCUUGCUGUGAUAGCUGUCCUCUAGCUAAGAAUCUGAUGAUCAUCUCCUUUCUUUCCUAAUGAGAGAUGGUGAGGUGCUCCAUGUAAUCAAACCCUUCCUCAUUAUGUCAGCUGUGUAUCCCCAGCUGUCAGUCUUGCAAAUUCGGUAGCUUCCUUUAUUUGGACUAUAGGAUGAUAAGAUCUCAAAAGUAUGCUUGGAUUUUCUUCAGUUUUCAUCAAAAAAAGCCUCUAAAAUUGAAUGGAGCCUUGCAGUACUGCCCAAUCUUGCAGUUACAUCUCUUAAUUAGAUUGAAGAAAGGCAGCAUAAUGCCCCAUGCUAACUCUUCUGCCUGUGCUUUUUAAAAUUGUUACAAAGGGUUCUGAACACUUAAGAAAACUGAAAAUCUUUUCAUCAGGUGAGCAACCUUCAAAUUGAGUAGUCCCAUCUAAUACACCUUCAGCAGCUUUCCAUUUCCUCCAGAGACAGUUGAUAGCACCUUCUCUGAGUAUCUGAUAACCUGAUACUUCUAACAGUGUUGAAUUCCUUUUUUCCUUUCAGGCCCAAGUUUCCAGUCUGUUCCUUUGGUUUCUGCUUUCUCCAGGUUGCUAAUGAGAGAUUCUCCUUCUUGUAGUAUCUGUAGCAUUGAUUUCUAGAACUAGUUUUCAAAAAGGUUCUCAUGAAAGGAAUGUCGAAACUUUGUUUCGGAUCACUACUCUCUUCACUUUAGCCACAGACUUGCACUUGAGAAUAUUGGGAAUGUUUUCAAAAGACUGGAAAUACUUCAGGCAGGUCAUAGUAAUUGUUCUGUAAUCCUCUGCACCUGUCAGCUGGUUUAGGUUGUUGCUGACAGUGAAAGACUUCCUCUCAAAGCUGUUUAAAUGAGAAUGUCCCUGGCACAAAGAGUACUACUGACAUGGCUUUUUACAUUACUCUUCCUGAUCAUGCUGGUGCUGAAGUUGGAUGAGAAAGCACCGUGGAACUGGUUCCUCAUUUUUAUUCCAGUCUGGAUAUUUGAUACUAUCCUUCUAGUUAUGUUAAUUGUGAAAAUGGCCGGACGUUGCAAGUCUGGCUUCGACCCUCGCAAUGGCUCCCAAAACAUCAAGAAAAAAGCCUGGUAUCUCAUUGCAAUGCUACUUAAAUUAGCCUUCUGCCUUGCCCUCUGUGCUAAACUGCAACGAUUUACUACGAUGAAACUAGCCUAUGUAUUUAUCCCUUUGUGGGCCUUGCUUAUUGGGGGUAUGGUUGAACUGGGAUAUAAUAUCUUCUAUGUACGAAGAGACUAAACUAUCAUAUGUGGCUUUCAACACUGAGAUUGGUACCAAAUGACUGGAUUGUUAUAGUUUUGCCACAAACUUGAUCUCCAAAUUAGAAUACCAAAUAAGAAAUCAAUCAAGCUGGAGACUCUAUCUAUACCAGGCUGAAGACUGAAAGUAGACUUGUUCCACUCUUUUAUUUUAAAACUGUCACAUAUGUUCUUGUAAAUAAAAGUAUGUGUUCAACACAA
Messenger RNA from Harpia harpyja (harpy eagle), 2173 nucleotides. RefSeq names its product transmembrane protein 60 (gene TMEM60). The record is from RefSeq and is a predicted model, not a curated record. The transcript has 2 exons. The coding region runs from base 1548 to 1952 and encodes 134 amino acids. Lineage: Eukaryota; Metazoa; Chordata; Aves; Accipitriformes; Accipitridae.